Cyclocybe aegerita is the source of this 1644-nucleotide messenger RNA. Lineage: Eukaryota; Fungi; Basidiomycota; Agaricomycetes; Agaricales; Hemipholiotaceae. The record is from the annotation of a GenBank genome assembly.
AUGGCAGAGAAGGAAUCCUCCCCUCCCGAAAGUCACGCCGACCUCCAACGUCCAGAUGAGGUCGAGCGCAUCGAGGCUCCCGUCACCUGGAAGGCGUAUCUUAUGUGCGCCUUCGCCACCUUCGGUGGUAUCUUUUUCGGCUACGACUCCGGUUACAUCAACGGUGUUUCUGGUUCUUCUCUCUUCAUCGAGGCUGUCGAAGGCCCCGGUGCUACCGCCCUUACCAGCUCUCACCAGUCCCUCAUCGUCUCUAUUCUCUCAUGCGGAACGUUCUUCGGUGCCCUGAUGGCUGGCGACUUUGCUGAUUGGAUCGGUCGUCGCACCACCGUCAUUCUUGGAUGUUUCGUCUACGUCGCAGGUUGCGUUGUCCAAACCGCCACCACCGUCAACAACCAAAGCCAGGCUCUCGGUCUCAUCGUUUCCGGCCGUCUGCUCGCAGGUUUCGGUGUCGGUCACGUCUCCGCCACUAUCAUCAUGUACAUGUCCGAGAUCUGCCCCAGGAAGGUCCGUGGCGCCUUGGUGGCCGGCUACCAGUUCUGCAUCACCGUCGGUAUCCUCCUCGCCGCCUGCGUCGUCUACGCCACCCAGGACCGCGAGGACACCGGCCAAUACCGCAUUCCCAUCGCCAUCCAGUUCGCCUGGGGUCUCAUCCUCGGCGUCGGUCUCUUCUUCCUCCCCGAAUCCCCCCGCUACUACGUCAAGCGCAACAACCACGAAGCCGCUCGUCUCUCCCUCUCCAAACUCCGUGGCCAGCCCACCGACUCCGAGUACAUCGAGUCCGAGCUCGCUGAAAUCAUCGCCAACGCCGAGUACGAGAAGAAGGUCAUGCCCAACACCACCUACUUCGGCACCUGGGCCCAGUGCUUCAGCGGCAGCGUCUGGGAGGCCAAGUCCAACCUCCGCCGCACCAUCCUCGGUACCUCCCUCCAGAUGAUGCAACAAUGGACCGGUGUCAACUUCAUCUUCUACUACUCGACCCCCUUCCUCCAAUCCACCGGCGCCAUCUCCAACACCUUCCUCAUCUCCCUCAUCUUCACCCUCAUCAAUGUGCUCUCGACGCCCAUCUCCUUCUGGACCAUCGAGCGGUUCGGACGCCGCCCACUCCUCAUCUGGGGUGCCCUCGGCAUGCUCAUCUGCCAGUUCAUCGUCGCCAUCGUCGGCGACACCGUCGGCUUCAACCACACGCACCUCAACGACGCCGGCGACCAGAUCGCCGACAACAUCGCCGCCGUCAACGCCCAAAUCGCCUUCAUCUGCUUCUUCAUCUUCUUCUUCGCCUCGACCUGGGGCCCGGGUGCAUGGGUCGUCAUCGGCGAGAUCUUCCCGAUCCCGAUCCGUUCGCGCGGCGUCGGGCUCUCGACGGCGAGCAACUGGUUGUGGAACACGAUCAUUGCGGUGAUCACGCCGUACAUGGUGAACGAGGACGAGGGCAACCUCCGCUCGAACGUGUUCUUCGUGUGGGGCGGCCUGUGCACGUGUGCGUUCGUGUACUCGUACUUCCUCGUCCCCGAGACGAAGGGCUUGACGCUGGAGCAGGUCGAUCGGAUGUUCGAGGAGACGACCCCGCGCAAGUCGGCGCAGUGGAAGCCGACGACGACGUACGCCGCCCAGCAGGCUGCGCUCGAGAAGCACGAGGACGCGUAA